GAUUAUUUUAUCAUCGUGCGCUUCGUCAUUGUCCUUUUCCCUGUGCUCUGCCUCCAUCAGUAGUACCAUUUUGCUUCUCUCCAUGUCGUUUACGUCCGUCCCGAUUUUGGACCUGGCUGCGGCCGGAGACCCGGCGACGAAGCCCCAGUUUCUCAAAGAGCUCCGCCACGCAUUGAUGGAAGUUGGGUUUCUCUAUCUGAAGAAUGUGGGCAUCUCAGAUGAGCUGUUUCAGCGAGUCAUCACGCUGGGCAUUGGCUUCUUCGACAUACCGGAAGAAGACAAGCUCAAGAUUGAAAUGAAGAAUGCCCAGUCGUUCCUGGGCUACUCGCGCCUUUCGGCCGAGAUCACGGCCGGUGAGGUUGAUCACCGUGAGCAGAUUGACCUGUCGACGGAGCACCCCAUUCCCAGGCCAGGAUCGCCACUGCAUCACCACCUGUUGGCGCCCAAUCAAUGGCCGGCGGAGGAGUCUCUGCCUGGGUUCCGCGACACCUACACGGAGUACAUGGAUCGGAUGGGCAAGAUCUCCAUCUACUUCACAUCUCUCAUCGCCGAGGCCAUUGAGCUGCCCAAAGACGCCUUCAACAAGUACUUUGACGAGGACCAGCAGCACAAGCUCAAGAUUGUCCGGUACCCAGACCUCCAGCAACUUGGAAAGGAGGGAGAGAAGCAGGGUCAGGGUGUCGGUCCGCACAAAGACUCCAUGCUGAGCAGCUAUCUCCUACAGGCUACGCAACAUCGCGGCUUGCAAGUACAGAACAUCAAGGGCGAAUGGAUUGACUGCCCGCCCAUUCCCGGAACCCUUGUCGUAGCCAUCGGCCAGGGCCUCGAGGCGCUGACGCAGGGCGUGUGUGUGUCUACAACGCACCGCGUCCUGUCGCCGCUGUCCGGCACCGGCGCGCGCUUCUCCAUCCCCUUCUUCCAGGGCGUCAAGGGGGACGCCGACUUUGAGGAUCUGGAGACGGUGGGCGUGGGCAAGGUGCCCGAGAGCGUGCGGGAGCAGCGACAGCGCGUGAUCGAGGCCAACGGCGGCCGCGUCGACGACGUCGAGUUUACGUUCCGCGGAGGCGGCGUGGCCAAGACACUGGGCGAGGCGACGCUGCGCAACCGCGUCAAGAGCCAUCCGGACGUUGGCGAGCGGUGGUACCCAGACAUCCUUGCGGCAAUUCGUGUGGAACAGACCGAGGCGAAGAAGAAGGCGAGUGCGCCAGUGGGAGCACCGGUCAAGGUGCCCACCACGGCGGCGGUGGAGGCUCACUAA
Ilyonectria robusta is the source of this 1258-nucleotide messenger RNA. RefSeq lists its product as uncharacterized. The transcript has 2 exons. Gene Ontology annotation, molecular function: dioxygenase activity. NCBI's taxonomy places the organism in Eukaryota, Fungi, Ascomycota, Sordariomycetes, Hypocreales, Nectriaceae. The record is from RefSeq and is a predicted model, not a curated record. Bases 83 to 1258 code for a protein of 391 amino acids.